AUGGCCGAGCUCCCGGGGCAUAUCCGCGCCACACAGGCCGCGAGCAUUGCGCUCUUGACCACAACCUCCGGGCUGAAUCUCGGGCUGUCCUUCUUCGUCAUCCCGCGCCUCCUCGAGUUGCCGACGCCGCUCAUGCUGCGGCAGUGGGGCAGCAUGUUCCGGGCGACGUCCAGGGCGCUGCCGCCGGGCUUCGUGCUCCCGGCCGCCCUCAACGCCUACCUGGCGUACAGGCUGCCGGGCAAGGCGCGCGUCUACGGGCUCGCCGCGGCCCUGGCCCUCAGCGUCCUGCCGUACACCUACGGGCUGCUGAUGCCCAUCAACCGCAAGCUCCUGGACAAGGCCCGGGACGUCGAGGCGCUGGGCGGCGCCGGCGGCCUCGCCCUCGGGGACGUGCUGGGCGAGGAGAUGGGCGCCCGCGAGGAGACGGGCCAUGCCUUGAUCGAUACCUGGGGCGUCUACAACCUGUAUAGGGGAGGGGCUGCUUUUGUUGCGGGAUGUGUUGGGUUGUAUGCGGCUUUGUGGUGA
Messenger RNA from Neoarthrinium moseri, 525 nucleotides. RefSeq lists its product as uncharacterized. Lineage: Eukaryota; Fungi; Ascomycota; Sordariomycetes; Amphisphaeriales; Apiosporaceae. The transcript has a single exon. Bases 1 to 525 code for a protein of 174 amino acids. The record is from RefSeq and is a predicted model, not a curated record.